AUUAUUUGGUGUUUAGUCAUUUGUUCAAACUUCCUGACAACUUAGAUCUCAUCCUGAAGGCAACUUUUUUGCCGAUCAUCUUUUCUUCGCACACUCGCAUCAGUUUUGGGGUUCCCAGCGGAUGUCAUCCAUACAUUCAAAUCAAAUUGACCGUAUUGUCAGAUAACGUUACCCCAAAUUAGUGCAUAUACAACCAUUUAUGUUUGGCUUAUUGCUAUCAGUACAACUUACACAUUAUGAUGAAAUUGUCAUGACAUGCUAUUCUGCUCGUCUCACCGAUAUGAAGGAUUUAAGACAAGAUAAGAUGGUCACCCCAAAACACGAACUGUUGCGGUCUACUCUAGCUCCUCUUCAAAUGUCCACACAAAUGUUGAUGCUCUGCUUUGUCGCCAUGUUAACGGAAUGUCGGCUCGUGAUUGGUCAAGUCAAUAGUUGCGUCAUCGUUCUGGAACGUCGCUCCAUCAACCGUUUGUCACUUCAUUUCGACGAUCGCCCUGUCAACCAUUGUUACCAAAUUUCGCAAGGCAACAAUCAACAAAACGUUGUUUACAACAAGCAGUGUUCUGAAGACAUCGCUGGGAUACAGACAUGCCUACCGACCAAGGGCGGGAGGACGUCUUGCGACUGGGAACGGACGUCGUAAGACCGGUCACCACCUACCACGAACACUUCGAGGCGGAGUUCGAAAGAUCGGGCACGAAACCCACGCCCGUACCGUACGCGGACGGUCCCAUGGAGUUGAGAAAGGACACCACCAGCUCCCACAGUCACUACGUGCAUUACGGAAAAGAGGUUUUCAAGAAACAGUUAGAGAACAGACACAGAGAGGCGGAGCCGCUGAAAGAGAUGCACCAGCGGGACUCAGUGGAGCUCAACCAGAAAAACGCACACAGACGGCCCCCAUCGGGCGACACCGACCCGUUCCCGUGGAGUGAGCCGGGCCGGGCCCCCAGCAUGACCGACACCAUCACCGGCAGGAGGGUCCGGCUGCACCUGGCACACUAGCAGCUCAACAAUAAGCCGUUUCGCGAUCCAAACAGGGUAUGCGUAGCGAAACGUACUAUGGGUAAUAUGUCAAAGGUCAAGGCCCCGAAGUUGUAAACGGUUCUUGUUUAUAACAUUCUUAUAUACAUAUCCAAAUGUGUUUUGAUUACGUCUCAGGUACUUUCAACUUUGCCAUAUUACCCACAAUUCAUCUCGCUGCACAUGCACAGUUUAAACAGGCAACUGGUUUAUCUAUCCCUCGAACGAUUGAGAAAAUGAUGUUAGGCCUCAACUUCAUGUAUCAUGUUGUGUUUUUUGUCAUAUAAAAUUAAGAUUAUUAUAUAUAAAUGUCGGAUUUAUCUGUUAUGCAAAUGACGGGUUCACCUCUUUUGUAACACUAAGAGUGCGUGCGUCUGACACAUUUGUAGCUCACUGCCUGAAUUUUCACGUUCUUUUCUUCGAAAUUGUGGGUGUUCAUGUUCAGCUGAAUUCGGUAACGUAAGUUCACCUUUAUCCGCGGAGUAACCUAUAUCCGUUGUUUUUAACAACAGCCUAUUUAGGAAUAUCUAAUCGACGGACAGUGGUUUCAUUUACUACACGUUUUGAAAAUAUUGCAGCUUGAUGUAAUAAAGGUUAA
Molecule: messenger RNA, 1621 nt
Organism: Branchiostoma floridae (Florida lancelet)
Lineage: Eukaryota; Metazoa; Chordata; Leptocardii; Amphioxiformes; Branchiostomatidae
Exons: 4
Coding region: 589-1005 (138 amino acids)
Source: RefSeq, a predicted model, not a curated record